GGCGUCUGACGGUGGAGACGUUAUUGCAGUCGUCACAGUUCAGUGUUCUUAAUCUGUGCGUCCAUGUACACAUAUAUGUCCUUUAUUACACUCUAUUAAAUAGAGUAAACAUCGUUAAUAACUGUUUGCAUCCGGUUAUAUUAGUCUGAGCGCACUUUGAUGCUUCUCGAGCUAGCUUAGCUUGCUAGUUAGCUUAGCUUGUUAGCUGCUAACAAAGAGAGGCGGAAGUGAUCAAAACACAUCGCUAAGCAGAGAUCAAGUGUGAGUGUAAAGUGUUGUGAUUGUGUGAAAAUGUGCGAAAGAACGAUAGCAGAGUACGAGGAGGAACUUUGUCCAACAAAAGAGGAGAAGGAGCGACAACAUCAAAAACAUCAAGUUGUGUUACACAGAACAGACAUCCAUCAGCUGAUUGGACACCAAGAAGAAUGUCUCCCUCAUCUGCAGGGGGACAGUUUCACUUUAGAGGAUCCACAGCCCUCACAUUUUAAAGGGGACAAGGAGGAUCCACAGCCCUCCUAUUUCAAAGAGGAAAAGGAGGGAGAGUGUCCUGUAGGGCAGGAGGAGGCUGAUCUCACCAAGUUUCCACUGACUGUUGUCUCUGUGAAGACUGAAGAGCAUGAAGACAAACCACCUGAGUCCUCACAGCUUCAUCACAGUCCAAACGUCUGUGAAAAAUAUCGUCCACCUGAGCAGCAGGAGGGGUCCUCCAGUAUGGAGCAGAAGAGGUCACAGCACCUCCACGUGAAAGAAGAGGAGCCACAGCCCCCCCACUUUAAAGAUGAAGAAAAACAGCGGCUGUCCCCCCACUUCAUAGAGGAAGACAAGAGACACCUCAUCAGUGUGAAGAGUGAAGGUGAUGAGGUCAAAGGUGAGCGUGAUGAGAAGAGAGAGGCGGAGCCUCCAAGCAGCAGCUCAACUCAACACAUGACAACAGAAGCUGAUGGAGACCACUGUGGAGGAUCACAAGCAGACAAGCUCUUAGCUCCACUAUCAGAUAGUGAGGACACAACGUCACACUCUCCUGACACUGAUGAUGAACACUCUAAAGAUGAUAAGACAUGUCACACUGACAACACACACUUCACAUGUUCUCACUGCGACAAAACCUUUAAAUACCAUUGUCAUCUGAAAGAACAUAUGAGAACACACACUGGAGAGAAACCUUUUUCCUGCUCAGAAUGUGGUAAAGAUUUUAGACUAAAACACAUGCUGAAAGAACACAUGAGAAUACACACUGGAGAAAAACCUUUUUCAUGUUCAUUCUGCGGUAAAGAUUUUACCCGAAGGCACCAUUUGGAAACACACAUGAGAAUGCACACUGGAGAAAAACCUUUUUCAUGUUCAAUCUGCGGUAAAGAUUUUACUCAAAGGCAAUUUUUGAAAACACACAUGAGUAUACACACUGGAGAAAAACCUUUUCCCUGCUCAGAAUGUGGUAAAAGUUUUGUAACAAAUAGUAAUUUAAAAGUACACAUGAGAAUACACACUGGUGAAAAACCUUUUAUAUGUUCAGUAUGUGGUAAAAGUUAUAUAGAAAGACACCAAUUAAAAUUACACAUGACAACGCACUCUGGUGAAAAACCAUACUCCUGUUCAAGCUGCCACAAAAGCUUUCGUUGCCCAAAAUCUUGUACAGUACACAUGAGAACACACUCUGGUGAAAAACCAUACUCCUGUUCAUGCUGCAACAAAAGCUUUGGUCACCUAAACACUCUUACAGUACACAUGAGAACACACACAGGAGAGAAAGUGUGGAGUUGCAGUGUGUGUGGUGAAAGAUUUUCUUAUAAGUACCAGUGUGAGAAACACAAGUGUGCUGGUGAGAACAGCAGCAGCAAAUGAAGAUGCAGGAUUUGAAAUAAACUGUCAAAAGUUUGACUUUGACUUUCUAACAACAUCAGCACAUAUAACAUGUGUGACAUCAUUGUUGUGUGUGUAAGACAAUCUUGUUAAUAUGAUUCUAACAUUUAUAGAUUAGACACUUCAGAUUAGUGCUUUUAUUUCAGUCAAGUACAUGAGUUAAUAUACACAUUUGUGUACUUUAAAAUGAACAGAACAAUUUGACUAAAAAGGUGAGAAUAAACAGUACAUAAAAUAUGUUACAUACAAGAAACAUUUUAUGUGUAGAUAUUCAUAAUUCACUUUUAUACUUAUUCAUAAUAGUGUUUUAUAUAUCUUUUUUGAAAUAAUGAAGUGUUACAUAUUUUAUUUUCUAGUUGUAGAUGAUUUCAUAGAUGAAGUCCUUUAUAUGAUAUACAUAUUUGUUUUACAUUUGUUCAUACCUUUGCUUUUGAGUACACAUAAAUCCCUCUUAGUUCAUAUUUACUGGUUCACAUCUGAAACAUCUUCUGGACCACUUCUGGAAGCAUAUUAUUACUUACUUUAUACAUAAUUUGAGCAGUUGUGUUUUAUACAAGAUCAUUUACCUUUAAAAUGUGUGACUUUAUGAAUCAUUUGUUAGGUCUCUAGAAUCCAUUCUAUUAAUUAUCUUUAUUACUGUCUUUUGUAUUAUGAAUAUUGUUUUGUGAUUGUUUUAUAUGUACGUCCCCAGACCUUUAUGCAAUAAACAAUGUAUGCUUCAGCUGAAGUU
Entelurus aequoreus (snake pipefish) is the source of this 2590-nucleotide messenger RNA. RefSeq names its product zinc finger protein 391-like. Lineage: Eukaryota; Metazoa; Chordata; Actinopteri; Syngnathiformes; Syngnathidae. Gene Ontology annotation, molecular function: RNA polymerase II cis-regulatory region sequence-specific DNA binding; DNA-binding transcription factor activity. The transcript has 3 exons. The record is from RefSeq and is a predicted model, not a curated record. The coding region runs from base 292 to 1842 and encodes 516 amino acids. Gene Ontology annotation, biological process: regulation of transcription by RNA polymerase II.